AUGCAGGGUCGACUUCUGGGAGUGGUUACGGCACUGUCCCUCGCCGUUCCGAUAAUAUGCGACCCGGCUUCAUGCGUCUCAGCCUGCCAAUUGACCCUGAGCAAGAUCGUCUUCGAAGACACGGCGCCAGACCUGCCUUAUUAUGUAGGACAAUGCACCAGCUCUCUGCGCAUCAAGUCGACCUAUAUAUGUAGUCGAGAGUUCUGUCCGGCCCGAGAAAUCCAGCCUGGCCUCGACGCACUCAACCAAACAUGCAUCCGGUAUGGCGGAACAGCGCUGCCACCGUUCAGUUCAAUCAGCAAUAUCACCUCAGGUGAUGUCCGAUCACAAUUCCAAGUCAUCGAGCGAUCAGACUUUCUGACGCACUCGAAAGUGAAUCGUCCAGCCAUCCCUUCUCGAUCUCUAUUUGAGGAUGGCUUGCGGACAACGGAAGCUUACAACAUUUCCAUGGGCAGUAGUGUUCUUUAUGCGAUCGCCAUGUUUGUAUUCUGGACGCUGGUCGUCGCUGUCGGUCUUGGAUUCCGUCUCUUCCGUUUCCUGAACCAGAACCGGGACCCCAAGCACAACUCCCAGCAUCAGCACUCGACAGCAUUGAGCCCAUACAGCACUUUCUACCAGGACAUGAAGCGACGGAUCAAACAACACGUCCUGAUCCCCGCCGCGUUCUCUCGGCACUGCGCCGAACCCCUCGGCUGGUGGAUCGUGCCGCCUCGACUGCAAUCGCUCACGAUCUUGAGUUUCAUUCUGCUCAAUACCGUGUUGACGUUCGGCCACUACGACGUCUUCUCCGGCAACCUAUACUGGUCCAACCCACGUCUCCAAUAUGCACGAUACAUCGGCGACCGCACGGGGGUCAUGGGCACGGCGAACCUGACAUUGAUCUAUCUGUUCGCGACGCGAAACAACCUCCUUCUCUGGAUCACCGGCUGGAGCUUCGAGACGUUCAUGCAGUUCCACCGCUGGGUGGCGCGGGUGUCGACCGUGCAGGCCAUCAUCCACAGUCUCGCCUACACCAUCUACGUGCUGGUCGAGGGCGGCGUGCAGCAUUACUGGUCCGUCUGGCGUCAGCGGUACUGGUACUGGGGCGGCAUUGCCACGAUCUGUAUGGGCCUUUUGCUGGUCUUUUCCCUGUACCCUGUGCGCAGCCGACUGUACGAGCUGUUCCUGUUCCUGCACAUGACUCUGGCUGUCAUGGUGCUCGUGGGCAUGUGGUACCACGUGGCGAUCUUCGACGGCGCGUAUAAUGUCUUGCUCUGGCCGUGCUUUGUCGUCUGGAUUGCCGAUCGGGCCAUGAGGCUGGCGAGAGUGGUGCGCUGCAAUCUCCCCUACCGCGCCAGUCUGGCCACGUACAGUCCCGACACGGAUGUCGUCUGGAUCACCGUGCCCAGGGUUGUUGCCCCUUCGGCCGUGCCUCAUCCCGGUGCUUAUUAUUUCUUGUACCUGUUGCAUGGCACGACGUGGUACGAGAGCCAUCCAUUCACGUUGAGUGGAUGGGAACUUGGGGAUCAGGAGGAUGAACAACAGCUUCCAGAUACCACUGCCACCGCAACGAAAAAAGAGAACAAGAAUCGUCAGAUCCAAAUAAACUUGCAGUUUGUCAUUCGACCCUAUGACGGGCUUACUUCACGGUUGAGAGACUUGGUCAGACGCCAGACAGGGGAGUCCAAGACCGGUCGACGCCUGCGUGUGCUGAUUGAAGGGCCUUACGGACCUAACCACAAUCUUUGCCGAUAUGACACUAUCGCUUUCAUUGUCGGCGGCACAGGCAUCGCCAUUGCUCUCGCCUAUCUCUCGAACAUGCUCGAUUUGGCUCUGGCUCGACAAAACAAGGGCGAGGGGCAGGGGUACCGAGUACAGCAUCUCCACCUUGUGUGGGCGGUGAAGGAGCCUUCUUUCUUCCAAGAGACAUUCGACCGCGAGCUGAAGCCAAGGUUGACGGAGAUCGCACAGCUCUCUGGCCGUCAACUCGAUAUCUCGGUACAAAUCUACAAUACCAGGGCCGCUGCUCCGGCACAGACACUGGUGGAUGAGCCCGGCAAUGGCAUGGAUUCUUCAGAGAUGGAGCCCAUGGUCCCAAGUGGAAUGACGUCUGACUCCCGAUAUCAGCCCACAGAAUGGGAAUCCGAUGAGCAUUCCCCUCUUUCGGCAUCCGCUCGAACCGUGACGCCCGAUGGGAUCCGGGUGUCUAUGUUCAACCACCGUCCUCGCUUGGAGAAUGUGGUGUUGCGCUGUGCUUCGGCAGAGGACGGUGAGAAGAGAAUCUGUGCGAUUGUUGCAUGUUGUCCGGCUGGCAUGGCGGACGCUACUCGCUCAGCUGUGGUCAAGGCCAUCGCGAUGGGUCAAGGCUGUGCUGGCAUCGAUUUUUAUCCGGAAAGCUAUGCAUGGUAG
Messenger RNA from Capronia coronata CBS 617.96, 2388 nucleotides. RefSeq lists its product as uncharacterized. Gene Ontology annotation, molecular function: ferric-chelate reductase activity. The record is from RefSeq and is a predicted model, not a curated record. Gene Ontology annotation, biological process: intracellular iron ion homeostasis; copper ion import; iron ion transport. NCBI's taxonomy places the organism in Eukaryota, Fungi, Ascomycota, Eurotiomycetes, Chaetothyriales, Herpotrichiellaceae. The transcript has 3 exons. The coding region runs from base 1 to 2388 and encodes 795 amino acids. Gene Ontology annotation, cellular component: plasma membrane.